GAAACGGGAUAGUUAGGAACAUUCUUUUGUCUCCUUGAUAGAAUUAAAUGUUUUUGCAAGUUUCUGCUAGCCGGUGACGUGAUGAUCGACGAAUUUUGUGGUUUUAAGGGGUGAGGGCUGGAAGGUGUUCGUAUUGAAAGCGAACGGGUCUAGGGCGAGCGAUUGAGCAGAUUAUAACAAUGAUCAGCGGCAAUAUGUCUGCUUCAAGAUUCUGAGUCUGGAUAGUAGCUACAACCUUCGUCUUUAAGUUAUUGCCUUGAUGACGAGAAAUAUUUGGUGUGGUUGCAGUAUUUCAAAUGACACGGCAAACCGAUUCCUUAAUUAAGCGUCCGUUCCUGAUGAUACUACCACAACGAUAUUUAAACGUCCCGACCCGCUCGAAGGCAGGGUUUGCAUCCAUAGUGCCUCGCGAGGAAUGCGAUCCCAGCCCCGAGGAGUGCAUACCAUAGCUCUUUCAGGUAUUCAUGGAUGAGAGUACUGUGGCGGUUUCAACAAGACUCGGAACAGGUGGAAAAAAACGAACUCGCGCAUGCAAGUGAUUGAACUAUUCGGCAGAUGAAGCAGAAUGGGCAAUGAUAUUGAAACUGUCGAGGCCCGUCCAUUCGAAGUUACAACCCUUUUUACUCGAAGAUGGACAAGUAAGUUCCACCAACUCGAUUAUGUUACAAUAGACAUCACUUUCGGAGAACUUGGAGAGUCUGCUCCCAAGAGAGAUGUACAAAGAAAGAUUUGCCUUCUUAUACCCAAUCUCCUUACAGAAUUCGAUUUGACGGAGCUAUCAUAGGGGCAUACUAGAAAAAACGAGUACGACUUGUAAGCUCAGGUAUUUUUCCAGCCAAGUAGCAUAUAUAAGAUUUAUGUGGAAGCUGGUGGCAGCCUGUAGCAAGGCAUAACAUAACACAGUACGGCAGAGACAAUCAUGUAGCUGAUCCAUAAUUACCCUGCUUUUCUAACCCUUUAAUAUUCAGCGUCUAGGAUUUACUCGCCUCGAGAAUUCAAAUGAAAGUCAUUACGCAUUGCAGGUGCGCAAUCAAUAGCUUCAGCUGCACGAAUUCAAAAUUAAAUGCAAGUUCCGACGAGAAGCCAUUAUACCUUGCAGGCAUGCAGCAAAAUGCUUCCCUACCAAUCAACCAAAAUCUGGCUGGCCAACAGACGGAAGGUAAAGGUAACGAAUACACCAGACGAGUAUUACAAAGUACAAAAAAUUCAAUUUUUCUGGACGGCACACAUCAGUUCAGAGCGGCAGGCAGCCAUCAGCCUCAGCACUACUCCAUGGGCUAUACUACUCUAUAACUAUGGUGAGAAGAGGUUGGCACGCAUCUUUAUGGCUACAGAACGCCACUUGCAUGUAAAAUGCGCGCAGCAACAUCGGUCCAAAGGUUUUUGCUUUGGUUCGCAGGACAAGUGAUUGAAUCUGACUCCUGUUCACGAACUUUGGCGAAGGAGUGGGUAACGUAUAAAAUGACGAACACUGCCAUUAACUAGAACAGAGAAAUGAAAGUAAAUUUUCAUAGAUAAUAUAAGCACUAGUGGACUGUCUUUUCUUAUCCACGAAUAGUAACGAAAGGCCAUCGAGCCAGAGCAUACAUCACUUCCAUGUGAUGAAAAAGGGCUACUUAACAACACAGAACUAAUAAAAACCUGACAUCUAAACUUCAACUGCGAAGCACCAACAUCGAGAGAACAACCCCAUCUCGAAAGGAAAAACAAGAUCCGAAACGUAAAAAGAAUCAAACCGAGCCCCAUCACUCACACACGCAGCGCAGCCUCCGCUAUCGGUGUUACCAUCCUGGAUCAUAUCCCUUGCAUCAACCAGAACGUCACAUUGCCAUCACUGAACUUUAAACUCAGAAACCCCGCAUCGAAUGACAGGGAACAAGCAAAAACAUUUGUCUCAUUAUACACGAGGGUUGAUCGUAGAGUGCCGCGAGAGCUGAGGAGAUGAAAUUAGGGAGGGAGAUAAGAGUUGUACCUGAGUGGACGGGGAGCUGAACCCGAGACGUGCCAUUACACAUGAAGAGACAGGAUGAGCGUUUGUAGUUCCAUUUUUUGCUUUAACUGCCAGAAUAAAGAAUAUUGUUGGGGUGGGUUAGUACUAAGGGGGCUUCUGUGGAGAACUAAGUGAAGUUUUGGUAGAUGGGUGAAGACUCUGUGGAUAAAUCAUGUUGUGGGCACGAAAGACCAUCUGUUUAGAGUGUUUUCCCAACAGCAACAUAUUUGAGGAAACCACGUCCAGACACCACAGGACGCUACGAGAGCAAGUCAUUUAAAGCUAUAAAUCCAUCUUCAUGGCAAAUCUAAUGUGAUGGCCUGCUUAAGAUGAAAUUGAAGAUUAGAAAAAUGAGAUACUGUUUGUAUGAUGUGACGAUAGGAUCGGAAGAAGAGACUGCAUAGCAUCAGUCAGUCAGGAAUGAAAAUGAAAUUUUCAAGAGGAUGAGAUUCCACAUUACCGUUAUCAAAUAUCGUGCCAUUGAAUGCCGCGGUGCCUGCACGAAAUCAGAAAAACCCUGACUUAGA
Sclerotinia trifoliorum is the source of this 2517-nucleotide messenger RNA. NCBI's taxonomy places the organism in Eukaryota, Fungi, Ascomycota, Leotiomycetes, Helotiales, Sclerotiniaceae. The record is from the annotation of a GenBank genome assembly.